Messenger RNA from Dentiscutata heterogama, 661 nucleotides. The record is from the annotation of a GenBank genome assembly. NCBI's taxonomy places the organism in Eukaryota, Fungi, Glomeromycota, Glomeromycetes, Diversisporales, Gigasporaceae.
AAAAAAAAAUAACUAUUAAGAAAGCAAUAGACUUUAUUACAGAAUCAUGGGACAAUAUAAAUCAACCCAAAAGUGAUAUUCUAUUAGAAAAUAAUGAAAUUAAGGAAAUAGAUACUAAAUUACUAGAUGAAAAAGAAAUACUUGAUGACGAGAGGAUCAUUUCUAUGGUUCAAGCUGAUGAAAAUGAAGAAUCAGUCAGCCAAGAAAUUGAAGAUAAAGAUGAAGUACCUAAUCUAUCUGUAACAGCUGCUAAAGUAUUUAAUGCAAUGCAAACUGUUAUUCGCUAUAAAGAACAGGAAAAUUUAGAGUCAAAUCUCUCCCUCAAAGAACUAGUAUUUUUAAGAAAUUUGUUUAAAGAAUAUAAACAUGUAUAUGAAAAAUCUAUAUUUCCAAGAUUUGUAUUCCCAAGACCCCUAUUCUCAAGAUUCGUAUUCCCAAGAUUUAUAUUCCCAAGACCCUAUCUUCAAGAUUCAUAUUCCCAAGAUUCAUAUUUCCAAGGCUCUUAUUUCCAAGAUUCAUAUUCCCAAAACCUCUAUUCUCAAGAAUCAGAUUUACAAGAAUCAGAUUUACAAAAAUCAGAUUCACAAGAAUCAGAUUCUCAAGAAUUAUGCCUUCAAGAUUUAUAUUUCCAAGAUUUAUAUUUUUUUUAUUCUCAAAAUUC